Molecule: messenger RNA, 1617 nt
Organism: Cynocephalus volans (Philippine flying lemur)
Lineage: Eukaryota; Metazoa; Chordata; Mammalia; Dermoptera; Cynocephalidae
Gene: SNTB1
Product: syntrophin beta 1
Exons: 7
Coding region: 1-1617 (538 amino acids)
Cellular component (GO): synapse; intracellular anatomical structure; dystrophin-associated glycoprotein complex
Molecular function (GO): protein binding; structural molecule activity
Source: RefSeq, a predicted model, not a curated record
AUGGCGGUAGCGGCGGCGGCGGCGGCGGCGGGGCCGGCCGGCGGGGGAGGCGGCCGGGCGCAGCGGAGCGGGCUGCUGGAAGUUUUGGUGCGGGAUCGCUGGCACAAAGUUCUGGUGAACUUGAGCGAGGACGCCCUGGUUCUGAGCUGCGAGGAGGGCGCUGCGGCAUACAACGGCCUCGGGACCGCCACCAAUGGCUCGUUCUGCAGGGGCGCCGGGGCCGGUCACCCUGGCGCGGGCGGCGCGCAGCCCCCGGACUCGCCCUCCGGGGUCCGCACCGCCUUCACCGACCUGCCCGAGCAGGUGCCCGAGUCCAUCUCGAACCAGAAGCGCGGCGUGAAGGUGCUGAAGCAGGAGCUGGGCGGGCUGGGCAUCAGCAUCAAGGGGGGCAAGGAGAACAAGAUGCCCAUCCUUAUCAGCAAGAUCUUCAAGGGGCUGGCGGCCGACCAGACCCAAGCCCUGUACGUGGGCGACGCCAUCCUCUCGGUGAACGGGGCCGACCUGCGGGACGCCACCCACGACGAGGCGGUGCAGGCGCUGAAGCGCGCGGGCAAGGAAGUGCUGCUGGAAGUGAAGUACAUGAGAGAAGCCACGCCCUACGUGAAGAAGGGAUCCCCAGUGUCCGAGAUCGGGUGGGAAACGCCUCCACCUGAGUCCCCUCGCUUAGGGGGCGGCUCCUCAGACCUGGUGUCGUCGCAGCCCUUCUCCUUCCACAGAGACCGGAAAAGCAUCCCCCUCAAAAUGUGCUACGUCACUCGGAGUAUGGCCUUGGCUGACCCAGAGAACAGGCAGCUGGAAAUCCACUCUCCAGAUGCAAAGCACACGGUGAUCCUAAGGAGCAAGGACUCAGCCACCGCCCAGGCCUGGUUCAGUGCCAUCCAUUCCAACGUGAGUGACCUGCUGACCCGAGCGAUUGCCGAGGUCAGGGAGCAGCUGGGGAAAACAGGCAUUGCUGGGAGCCGAGAGAUCAGGCAUCUUGGCUGGCUUGCAGAAAAGGUGCCAGGGGAGAGCGAGAAACAAUGGAAACCAGCCCUGGUUGUACUGACUGAGAAAGACCUUUUAAUCUAUGACAGCAUGCCACGGAGGAAGGAAGCCUGGUUCAGCCCAGUUCACACAUACCCUCUUCUUGCCACCAGGCUGGUCCAUUCAGGUCCAGGGAAGGGAUCACCCCAGGCUGGGGUGGAUCUGUCCUUUGCAACGCGAACUGGUACCAGGCAAGGGAUUGAAACACAUCUCUUCAGGGCAGAGAUCAGCAGGGACCUCUCCCAUUGGACAAGGAGCAUAGUACAGGGUUGCCACAACUCGGCUGAACUCAUCGCCGAAGUCACCACUGCUUGCACCUACAAAAACCAGGAGUGCCGUUUGACCAUACAUUAUGAGAACGGAUUUUCUAUCACCACAGAACCACAGGAGGGUGCUUUUCCCAAGACAAUCAUACAGUCUCCUUAUGAAAAGCUCAAAAUGUCUUCAGAUGAUGGGAUCAGGAUGCUGUAUUUAGAUUUUGGAGGCAAAGAUGGAGAGAUUCAACUGGAUCUUCAUUCCUGCCCCAAGCCAAUUGUUUUCAUCAUUCAUUCCUUCCUGUCAGCCAAGAUUACGAGACUGGGCUUGGUAGCCUGA